This is a messenger RNA of Trichoplax adhaerens, 1140 nucleotides long. RefSeq lists its product as uncharacterized. NCBI's taxonomy places the organism in Eukaryota, Metazoa, Placozoa, Uniplacotomia, Trichoplacea, Trichoplacidae. The record is from RefSeq and is a predicted model, not a curated record. The transcript has 2 exons. The coding region runs from base 1 to 1140 and encodes 379 amino acids.
AUGGUUGCGGAUCUUAUGUCAGAGAGAGAGGCAAUGAUGAAGUUACGAGAAAGACUCUUGAUUAUUGCUAGCCAAGAAAGUAGCUCGUUCAUCCAGCGAAAGAAAUCUCAAAGAAUGCUCAAAUUACAGCUAAAGAAGAUGCAGCAGAAUUAUACAAAACGAUAUUAUGGUAAGGAAUCGGAGAGCGACGAUGACGACACUACUACAAAUGACUAUAGCAGGGAGCAUUAUUAUGUAACAAGGCGACUGAAGAGAAGAAAUCGUAAUGGUCGAUAUGGUCAACGAUCAGCUUCUAUUUCAUCAAAUGGCCUACUCGAUAAUUGUAAUACUGAAAAUCUUCCGCCGUAUAAAUUAAGUCAUAAUCGCUUACCGAAAAAAACCUUAAUGAAAUGGAAAGAUUCCAAUAUAAAUUUCACUACAGAUUGUGUAUCAAAUUUUAGUGAUGAUGGAAGUGAUAGCUCUUGCCAAUACUCAAAAUUCAUAGAUAGUACAACUUCAGGAAAGAAGCUUUUGCAAUCACGCGUGAUUGUGGAUGCUGGAUCAGAAAUAGAAUCAGAACCAGAACUAAUUCAAGAUUCAUCAUCCGUAACGGCAACUGAGAAUGGAAUGAACUUUUCUUCUUACGCUUGUGGUGUGAAUAGACAUACAGAUCAAGAAGUUAGCAAAUGUAAUGAAUUUGAAGAAAUGGCAAAUGAAGCGGCAAAUAAUCAGCAAGGAAGGGCUCAAAUGUCGAUUGCAAAGCUUAAUAAUUUGUCUAGACAUUCUACAAUUACAUCGAAUACAACUAAUAAUAAUAUUGCAAAAACUACGUCUAUUACAGUCGAUACGGAAUCACACCAAGAAGAUAUAAAUCAAGUGAAAGCGAAGCAUGGUCAACUUAAGCGUUUAAGAAAGAUAUUCAAAAAAUCGGUACCAUUAAGACUACUUUCCCUGUUCCGAUCGACUCUUUUCUCUGUUGAUAACGAAGCUAGCAAUAAGGACAAUUCUAGAAGCGAUGGGUUUUCUUCAGGCACUGAUAGUCUGGAUUUUCAUUUAUUUUCUUGUAUGGGAAAAUCUGAACAAGAAAUGCAUAAUUCAAACGAAUGUUUAAAUACGUGUUUAUAUCAUAACCAGCUAUCUCCGGUUUUGACACCCAUUUAG